Messenger RNA from Brugia malayi, 663 nucleotides. RefSeq lists its product as uncharacterized. Gene Ontology annotation, molecular function: ice binding; IMP dehydrogenase activity. NCBI's taxonomy places the organism in Eukaryota, Metazoa, Nematoda, Chromadorea, Rhabditida, Onchocercidae. The record is from RefSeq and is a predicted model, not a curated record. Gene Ontology annotation, biological process: GTP biosynthetic process. The coding region runs from base 1 to 663 and encodes 220 amino acids. The transcript has 3 exons.
AUGAAUAGUGGUCAUAAAACUUGCAAGUUGAUUAUUGAUAGGUUCGCAAGCAUCAAAUUUGAUAAAGAAGUUGAACAUAAUAUUAUUAUCACACAGCAGCUAAUGAACGAAGUAGAAGCUAUAUUAAACCAUGUUGUGCAACCACUAAUUUUAGACAAAAAACCACAUAUAAUAAUGGUAGGUAAAAUCACAGCUAUAGCAGCAGCAGCAGCAGCAGCAGCAGCAGCAGCAGCAGCAGCAGCAGCAGCAGCAGCAGCAGCAGCAGCAGGAGCAGCAGCAGCAGCAGCAGCAGCAGGAGCAGCAGCAGCAGCAGCAGCAGGAGCAGCAGCAGCAGCAGCAGUACUGAUGAUCUCUAUGUCAUCAGCAAGUGUUGCUAUGAGGCGGCUCAGAGUUGCCGCUGCAGUUGGUACUGGUAAAAAGGAUGGUAUAGAAAGAUGUGAAACUAUGGACAGAGAAGAGAUUGACGUAAUUAAUGUUGAUGCAGGUGUUGAUGCAAUGAAGAUUAGAAUAGAACCUAGAUCAAUUUGCACAACCAAAUUAGUCACAGGUGUGGGUGUGCCACAAUUUUCUACAAUUCAAAGUAUUGCAAAAGCUAUUGCAGCUGGUGCUGAUUCUGUGAUGAUCGAUUCAAUUUUUACUGGUACUGAUGAAAGUCCAGUGUGA